Messenger RNA from Drosophila albomicans, 1039 nucleotides. Its product is annotated as myb-like protein X. The record is from RefSeq and is a predicted model, not a curated record. The transcript is spliced from 6 exons. Lineage: Eukaryota; Metazoa; Arthropoda; Insecta; Diptera; Drosophilidae. Bases 143 to 1039 code for a protein of 298 amino acids.
AACGAAGAUCAAGAAAAAAUCGAAGAAAAAGAAACGAAAACGAAAGGAAGAUUCAAGUGAUUAUAAUUAUGUUGCGGAGGAAUUACAAAAUAAUGAAGAAACCAGAUUUAGUCAAUCUGACGAAGAAUCACAAUAUUGUGACAUGGGUGAUGGUGAAAAUAAUAGAAUGGAAGAAUCGCAAAUUGGUGAAAAUGUUGAAGAUUCACAAUGGCGUAAAGAAUCUCAAUGUUAUGAAUAUAAUAUAAAAGAAUCACAAUAUCACAAUAUGGAUCAAUCAGAAUAUGGUCAAGAAGAAACAUCUUAUGAGAGAAAAGUUAGGCACAAGUUGAAGAGGCAAGAAAAGAAGCGAAUGAAAAUAGUGGAGGAUGCGGCAUUCUACGAGAAACAACAACAACAAUCGAAAUAUAAUGAAUACGUGGCACAAGAAUUACAAUACGGGCAAUACAACAUGGAACCAUCAAGAUAUGGCCAAUUUGAUAUCGCAGAAGAAGGCGAAAAAGGAAAAGAACGACAUUGCCAUAAAAAGCAUAAACACAAGAAAAAAUCCAAGAAGAACAAGAAGAAAAAGAAGAACUUUGAAGAAGGAUCAGAAUGUAACGAAGACACUAUGAAAGAAGGUGAACCAACAUAUCAAAUACAAUCUAAAAGUUCCACGAAGAGCAAGAAAAAAUCGAAGAAAAAGAAACGAAAGCUAAAGGAAGCUUCAAGUGAUUGUAAUUAUGUUGCGGAAGAAUCACAAAAUAAUGAAGAAACCAGUCAAUUUGACGAAGAAUCACAAUAUUGUGAUAUGGGGACCCAAGAUGAUGAAAAAGAAGAAUCGCAAAUCGGUCAAAAAUUUGAAGACUCACAAUAUAAUGAAAAUAUGGUAAUGCCACAAUAUUAUGAAAACUAUAGAGAAGGAUUAAUGUAUUGUAAAAAUAACAUGAGAGCAUGGCAAUAUAAUAAGAAUUAUAUGGAAUCUUCGCAAUCUGAAAAUCAUAAAAACGAAGUACAGCUUCCUAAUCCGGAUUUCGAACAAGACUCAAGAAAAUCCAGGUAA